Molecule: messenger RNA, 534 nt
Organism: Dracunculus medinensis (Guinea worm)
Lineage: Eukaryota; Metazoa; Nematoda; Chromadorea; Rhabditida; Dracunculidae
Source: the annotation of a GenBank genome assembly
AUGGUUUUGAUUGCUCCAUUAUUAGUUAGUAAUAAAGUUACAAGGAAACAAAUUAUUCGUCUAAAUACUCGUUUUAUAUCACUUGAUAAGCAAGGUCGAGGUUAUCUUGAUCGAGACGAUUUUUUUAAUAUUCGUGAAUUGGAGGCGAAUCCUUUGGGUGAUCGAAUCAUUGAUGCAUUUUUCGCUGAAAAGAGCGAUAUUGAAAAGAAAUUAACAUUUCAUGAUUUUUGCCGCGUUUUGGCUCAUUUUAGACCUACUAGUGAAGACAAAAAUUCAACAAUAAACAGUCGAGAGGCUAAAUUAAAAUUUGCUUUCUCGAUGUAUGAUUUGGACAAAAGCGGAUUCAUUACUCGUAAUGAAUUUAAAGUAAUUCUCAAUAUGAUGGUUGGAUCAAAUAUUACUUCUGAACAGCUUGAAUGUAUCACUGAUCGAACGAUUGAAGAAGGUGACUAUGAAAGGAAUGGUAAAAUAUCAUUCCAAGAAUUUUGUCGGGUAUUUUUCUUAUCUCAUAUUAUCAUUACUUUUAUUAAAUAA